GAGAGAGAGAGGGAAAGGCGGAGCGAGCUGCGGAGAUUACACAGACUUUCUGCGCUGCGCUCCCGGGGCGCAGGAAGACUAUAGAGACCGCCUUCAUCUGCCAGGAGCCCCCAAACACGAAAGGAGAAAGGCGGGCACGGUAACGGAGGACCUUUUCUACCAAGAGCUUUAUCUAUUUACGCACGGAGGGAGCCAAGAUAGGAGCCGAAGUGGCCGUCGCAUCGCUCCCCAGCAUCUCCUGUCGAAGGGACCCGGUUCUGAGCAGAAAAAGACCGUUCAGAGAGACCGGCGUUCAAAAAGAAUGAGAGGAAGACGAGUGGAGGCUCUGAAUACAGCUGAGGAGAAUUAAAUCCAAACCGAGGAUUUAUCACAACAUUCAGACUCAACUCUGUCCUGUGGAUCUUUUUAUUUUUUUCCUUUCUAUUUUUAAAGAGUCAUUCUUUGGAACGGACAUUAAUCUUUAAGUUUGACAAAGACUCACAGUAAUGUUUCACCUCGACGUCAGCCUGGGAGAUAAAAGACUUGCUCAUUUAUCUUUAUCUUCGUAAACCUUUUGACUGCCAAGUUUGAGAGAAACUCUGACAGCCAAAGGGGAUUUCUUUUUCACUUUGAACUUGCGCAAUCUCUUUCAUUUUCUGUAGUUACGUCACAGUUAUCUCACUUUUGUCUUUUCCUGAUAACGUUUCGUUUCGUAUUAAAAGGAAGAGAAGGAGGUGACAGAUUUGAGUUUCUCUCGCAGAAGCCCGGAUAGCAUUUGCAUUCCAGUUUGGCUUUCGCAAGGGGACAAAUCCUCCCUUGUGUGUGUGUGUGUGUGACUGAGUGUGUUUAUUUAUUUAUUUAUUUUUUAGCUGAGUGUCCCUCUGCGAUACAUUCACGUGUCUCAGGGGACAAUAACUGGCCCUGUGUGUGUCUUCUGGAGAAAUGGGAUCAGAAAAGGACUCCGAGUCGCCUCACUCCUCGGUGAGUGGUGUCCCCAACCCUAAGUGCCGUGCGGCGGGCAAACGCCAGGGCCGCAUCUCCUUCCACAGCCUCUUCCACAGCAAACGGGGAGCCAGGGGCCCCAAAGGAGCAGCGGCCCCCCCUUUAUCCCACCAUCACCAACAUCACCACACACAACAACAGCUUCUCUCUUCAGCCUUGAGCCCAGCACCUGCUGCAGCCUCUGCUACGCCCACAACGACCACCACAGACACCACAGACACCACUCCCCUCCAGGACGCUGCCUCCAGCACGCCCUCCAAGCCGCUCUCCUCCAGCCAGGCGUCCCUGGCCGGAGACCCUUCCUCUGGGGAGGCUAACCUCCUGGAGUGCCCUCUGUGCCUGGUGCGCCAGCCCGCCGAACAGCUCCCCGAGCUGCUGGGGUGCAGCCACCGCUCCUGCCUCUGCUGCCUGCGGCAAUACCUCCGCAUUGAAAUCACAGAGAGUCGAGUCCAGCUCAGCUGCCCCGAGUGUGCCGAAAGACUGGUCCCGCGACAGGUGGCGGACAUCUUGGAUGACGCGGUCCUGCUGGACAAGUAUGAGGAGUUCCUGCUGCGGAGGUGCCUCGCAUCCGAUCCAGACUGCCGAUGGUGCCCGGCGCCUGACUGCGGGUUUGCCGUCAUCGCCUCGGGCUGUGCCAGCUGUCCAAGGUUGGUGUGUCGCAGAGAGGGAUGUGGUGCCGAGUUCUGCUACCACUGCAAACAGGCCUGGCAUCCCAACCAGACCUGCGACUCGGCCCGCCAACAGAGGGCUCAAUCUCUGCACACCCACAGCAGCCACUCACCCAGCUACACACAGGAGCAGGGACCCGCUGAUGACAUCAAGCCCUGCCCUCGCUGUGGUGCCUACAUCAUCAAGAUGAACGACGGCAGCUGCAAUCACAUGACCUGCGCCGUCUGCGGCUGCGAGUUCUGCUGGCUCUGCAUGAAGGAGAUCUCCGACCUGCACUACCUCAGUCCAUCUGGCUGCACAUUCUGGGGGAAGAAGCCUUGGAGCAGGAAGAAGAAGAUUUUGUGGCAGCUGGGCACCCUGAUCGGAGCUCCAGUCGGCAUCACCCUCAUCGCAGGCAUCGCUGUUCCCGCCAUGGUCAUCGGCAUCCCGGUUUACGUCGGCCGUAAGAUCCACGCCCACUACGAGCUGAAGAAGGCGUCCCGUCACAGGAGGAACCUGGCCAUCACAGGAGGCGUGGCCCUGUCAAUCAUCACCGCCCCUGUCAUCGCAGCCGUCAGUGUCGGUAUCGGUGUGCCCAUCAUGUUGGCCUACGUGUACGGCGUGGUGCCCAUUUCUCUGUGUCGAGGGGGAGGCUGUGGCGUCAGCCGAGGGAAGGGGCGAGGUGUACGCAUUGACUUUGACGAUGACGAUGGUCCAAUCACAGUGGCGGAUGCGUGGCGAGCCCUCAAGUCCCCGAGCCUCGGUGAGAGCAGUCUGGACGGGGCGGUCAGCGGUCUGAGCACCACCUCCCCCAGCGAGGGGCUCUCCAUGGCCCCUGGGACUCUGGGUGACACACCCCACUUUAACACCCUGGCAGGCGGCGCUCUGGGGACCCGCAGCGGCAAGUACAGCAGGCUGGAGGUGCAGGCAGGCGAGCUGGCUAAAGAGUCAGCCCCGAGGGACACAGGCAGCCUGGGAGCCGGCAGCGACUGUGCCAGCACCCGGGGAAUGGCCGGAUCCAUCAUCUCGUCCUACACACUACCUGACAGGGAGUGCACCAACCUGGAGAUCCAGGUGGACAUUGAGACCAAACCCAGCCAUCUCUGCCUGACCAGCGAAGAGGACCUAACCCCGCCCCCUGGCUCUGCUGCCAUGGCGACCGUCACAGGCGUGGAGGAGCCUCAGGACUGCAGCUCCAGAAGAGGCGGGGCUUUGUCUGGCUCGGUGUCGGGACUGUCACCGGGAGUGUCAAUCAGAGACGGACUCCGAGACGUCACCCUGGCUCAACCGGAGAGCAUCCGCAGCGACCUGGAGAUGUCGGACACUCAGUCAGACGACAUCGCAGAGCUGACGUCAGACGACUGUGACUCCCCUCACCCGAAAAGCUGUCACCUGGCGGCCGGCCAGCAGCCCCCCUCCUGCCGAGCCCUGAACCCCUCCGAAGGCCUUCACUGUCCCGCAGAGAGCAACAUCAUCCUCUACGUCUGAGAGAACAGCAGCUCCCAGGAUUGCACAGAAAAACUAACCAACCCCC
Perca fluviatilis (European perch) is the source of this 3163-nucleotide messenger RNA. It is a transcript of the gene rnf19b, whose product is annotated as ring finger protein 19B. NCBI's taxonomy places the organism in Eukaryota, Metazoa, Chordata, Actinopteri, Perciformes, Percidae. Gene Ontology annotation, cellular component: cytoplasm; ubiquitin ligase complex. Gene Ontology annotation, biological process: protein polyubiquitination; ubiquitin-dependent protein catabolic process; positive regulation of proteasomal ubiquitin-dependent protein catabolic process. Gene Ontology annotation, molecular function: ubiquitin protein ligase activity; zinc ion binding; ubiquitin conjugating enzyme binding. Bases 922 to 3117 code for a protein of 731 amino acids. The transcript is spliced from 10 exons. The record is from RefSeq and is a predicted model, not a curated record.